Molecule: messenger RNA, 506 nt
Organism: Lutzomyia longipalpis
Lineage: Eukaryota; Metazoa; Arthropoda; Insecta; Diptera; Psychodidae
Product: zinc finger HIT domain-containing protein 1
Exons: 1
Coding region: 1-468 (155 amino acids)
Biological process (GO): chromatin remodeling
Cellular component (GO): Swr1 complex
Molecular function (GO): nucleosome binding
Source: RefSeq, a predicted model, not a curated record
AUGAUGACUAGCCGUGAAUCGGGGAGGAUCAAGGAGGCGGAUAAGAAGCGCGUUCUCGAUGAAGCUUCCAGGAAGAGGCGUGCAAGGAAGGCACUGGAGGCCCUUGAGCAGGACAAUUUUCACGAUGACCCGCAUGCAGAUCUUGUGAUGUCAAAGAAGAUCCCAAAAUUCCAGGAUAAUCUCGAUGUGUCGAAGAACAAGAAGAAAAAACAUAAAGGAGCGGAUUAUUUCAAGGCAAAGUAUAGGAAAAGCUUUGCGCAGCUCCUUGAGGAGGAUAAGGCCCUGAGGCCUGAUCCCCCAAACUACGGAAGUGCACAAGCGCCGCCUUCAAAAUUCCCGGAUCGACAUUUCUGUGCAGUCUGUGGAUUUCCUUCCAACUACACCUGCACAUCCUGUGGGACGAGGUAUUGCUGCGUACGAUGCUUAGGGACACAUCAGGAUACUAGAUGCCUCAAAUGGACAGCUUAAUCGCUAAUUAAGUUAUAAAUUUUUCUAAAAUAAAAAUU